Molecule: messenger RNA, 1017 nt
Organism: Coffea eugenioides
Lineage: Eukaryota; Viridiplantae; Streptophyta; Magnoliopsida; Gentianales; Rubiaceae
Product: hyoscyamine 6-dioxygenase-like
Exons: 4
Coding region: 1-1017 (338 amino acids)
Source: RefSeq, a predicted model, not a curated record
AUGGCAAACCUUCUUUCUAGUUGGUCUUCCGACCUGGAUUCCUUGCCGGAAAAAUACAUUGUACCUGAAGAGAAAAGGCCAGGAGCAUUACUUGCUCCAGUAAGCAAGGACAUACCAGCGAUUGAUCUCAGUGAGGGAGAUCGAGCCAGUAUAAUUCAGAAAAUAAUGAUAGCUAGUCAAGAGUUUGGCUUUUUUCAGGUGAUCAACCAUGGAGUGUCGGAAAAGUUGAUGAUUGAUGCUGUGAAUGUGGGAAAAGAAUUCUUUUCCAUGCCUGCUGAGGAAAUGGAGAAUUUUGCUGCUAAGGAUCCACGAAAGGGAUGCAAAGUUUACACAGGUUCUGGAAAUUAUGGAUCUGAUGAUUUCGGAUUGUGGAGGGAUACUCUGCAACACCCUUGCCAUCCACUUGAGAAAUGGACUAAUAUCUUUCCUGAUAAGCCAGCAGGAUACCGGGGGACCAUAGGUCCAUAUACAGUUGAGGUGAGAAAGCUGGGUAUCAGAAUUCUGGAUAUGAUCUAUGAAGGACUAGGAUUGACCGAGGAAAAUUAUGACUACCAUGAUUUGCUCCUGAUGAUUCACAACUACCCGGCAUGUCCAGAUCCUAGCUCAGCCUUGGGAGUUUCUGGACACCGUGAUGCUAACCUCAUAACCAUAAUUCAGCAGGAUAUUUAUGGUCUGCAACUAUUUAAGGAUGGCCAAUGGAUUGGUGUGGAACCUCUUCCAAAUGCUUUUGGCAUCCCUAUAAGUUUUUCAAUGGAGGUAAUUAGCAAUGGAAAGCUAAGAAGCGCAGUGCAUCGAGUGGUUACAAAUUCAGCUUGUUUUAGGACAUCACUUGUAAACUUUUUCAAUAGCCCAUCUGAUAGGUUGAUUGAACCUGUAAAGUCACUUGUUAGUCCAAGCAAUCCCCCAGCAUUCAGAGCAUUCCAUAUGAAGGAGUAUCUUGAGGUCCUUUUCGGCAACAACUCAGACAGCGAAGUGACAGCUGAAUACUUCAAAAUCAAAAGCCAAGCCAGCAAAUGA